AUGUUGAUUUCGCUGCUGUCAGAUUUGGAUCAAAGAAAUCUUGAGGCGAAUAUUCAGAAAUUUCUUGAAAACGCCCAAGAGCGUGCGUCGAAAAUGGAACUGGACAUCUGUCGGCAAAUCCGUGACAGGUUCACCAGUCGCUGCCCGUAUUGGCUGAAAGAAAUCGAUGGGUCCGUUUCCAAAGUCGAGGUCGCGGUGUCAAAAACCGAUGAGGAUAUCUCGUCGCUUCAGGCUAUGCUGGAAAUUCUGUCUGAUGAGAACUGUGCUCAAGUUUUGGAUAUUAAACGACAGAUCAACGAAAUCGAGGCUGAACUUAAAGAGUACGACACCUUGGCAUUGGUAGCAUCUCUGUUUGAGCGGCUGAGCGACCCUGUGAAAAUUGACUAUGUCCAGCAAGCGAAGCUGUUCAUUGCACUGGAGGGGGCCUAUCAGACGAUCUGUUCGUGCUUCAAGCCAUUCGAAAGCAACAUGGCGGUCGACGAAGAAUCAGCACCGAAGCCGAAAGUAGACCGGAAGACAUUAGACGCACUGAAGGAUGAGAUCACGUGGAAAAAGGAACCGCUCAUUUUAAACCUGUACCGACUGUGGGGCGAUGCGUUUCGUUGGGAACGCGAAAGCAGCGUUUACUCGGUAAUCCUGCGAAUCAAAUUCACAAAUCGGCGAGCAUUCCAGAGCUGCCUAGAAGCUCUUACUCUGCUCGACCUGUUGAAACCUAAACUCGAAGAGUUGGCGAUCCCGUUCCGGUCUGAAAUCUUGGACGUCAUCAAACGCCGUCAGUGCGCCGAUAUCAUUUUGGACUGCCAAGCUGAUGAUCAAAUGAUCGUCAGCGUAAGGACGAUACCGAAUGACCAAAUAGAUUCUGUUUCUUUUGAUUCCUUUUCGUUGUUAGACAAAAUAUCAGCACUGUUCGACAGAUUGUCUAUGUUAUUAAACUUCACAGUCAGAAAAGGGGACGACGGUGGCGAAACGGGGCACGUUGCAGAAAGCCUGUUUAGUAUGUUUGGACGGUUAAUUGGCGAAGAAUUGUUGUAUACUAUCAGAGAUGCAUGCCUGCUACCUUCGGUACCGCGAAACGAACUUGAAACAACAUCGUUCGACGAACUGGUCAAAAAGUGCAUUGAGUUGCAAACCAAGCUGCUAGCUUGGAAAUGUAUUCCGGAGAACGUCGAAAUAGUCGACUGUCUGUUAGCCAAUAAAGAAAAACUAAUAUUGAACAGGAAGUGUGAGGGUCUGUUGACUGAUGCUCGAGCCCUCAUCAUCUCUGACCUGAAAAACGAAGUCGAAGUCGAGGUUGGCACUGAUCGUUUCUCCUUUGACCUUGCACAAAUCAACUUUCAAAAAUUCUUCGACAUGGUCGAUCCCAGAGACGAUAAUGAUAGUGCGGAGACUGUCUCUACCAACGGUGAUGAAUCGGACAACAGCGGUAUCAUUUCUCUGCCUCUCGAGCCGAAUAUUCGAAGGGGUUUUGCGACUAUGUUUCACUUUCCCAAGUGCCGCGUGAGUGAAUCUGCGACGAAGUUCAUGAAUCUGUUAAAAAGUGCCCUUGACGAAGCGGUGAAAUGCAACGACAUCUCGAAGGCGAAGGAAAUUGUUCAGACUACCCGUGAUAUGCUUUAUCUUUACCUGUUUUUGGCUCCAUUUUACCAUAGGCAGCAUAUGAACGGGCAAGCAAAAUUAACUGGUAUACACUAUCGUUUUGCUAUGUUAAUUUAUAUAUUCUCUAAGAAUCACUUAUUAAUUAAUUCAUUUGAUAUACGUAUUUUUUGUUGUACAUUGCCUAUGUUCUUGUGCUAAGG
Molecule: messenger RNA, 1796 nt
Organism: Soboliphyme baturini
Lineage: Eukaryota; Metazoa; Nematoda; Enoplea; Dioctophymatida; Soboliphymatidae
Source: the annotation of a GenBank genome assembly